Molecule: messenger RNA, 1738 nt
Organism: Juglans microcarpa x Juglans regia
Lineage: Eukaryota; Viridiplantae; Streptophyta; Magnoliopsida; Fagales; Juglandaceae
Product: hsp70 nucleotide exchange factor FES1
Source: RefSeq, a predicted model, not a curated record
UGUAAUUUUAGGAGGCGAGGGAGUCCCCGAGCUCGGUGGCCAUGUCAAGGAAAGGACAUAAAAACGACGCGACUGGAAUCGUCAAGUGAGCGCGACUUUGAGUAACAUACGAAGCGAUUCGAUUCGAUUCGAACUCGAAGAAACCCCGAGAGAGCUUACAAGAAAGAGAGAGAGAGAGGAUUCCAGAUUCCAAUCCGGAGCCGUGCUAAUUGUACCAGUGAUUUAGUUUUACGACACAAAUCAUAGCAGGGGAGAGGACGGGAGGAGGAAGAUAUGGGACGGAGACCAGGAAGCAUUGCUCCAUCAUGGCUAUUACUAUUGCUUUCACUACUUCUUGCCUGGGCGAUGGUAUCUCCUGCUGACUGUGUUCGUUCUGGUAAUAAUAAUAACUCUUCGUCCACGGGAGCUUUAUAUUGGUCCACCGCAAAGGAGGAGGCGGAUCUGCUUCGCAACCCCCAUGCACGGGACGAUUCCUCCGAGGCUGUCGCCAACGACGACUCCGACGGCGGCUUUUCUUCCCUCGAAGGAAUGUUACAGUGGGCUAUUGGUCAUUCUGAUCCCGCAAAAUUAAAGAAAGCAUCUGAAGAUGUCAAACGACUAUCACCCAGUGAGCUGAAAAAGCGACAAAUAGAACUAAAGGACCUGAUGGAGAAGUUAAGAAUGCCAUCGGAUGCACAGUUGAUGCAAAUUGCAAUAGAUGACUUAAAUAAUUCCUCUUUGUCUUUGGAAGAUCGUGAACGUGCUCUAAAGGAGCUUCUAAUACUUGUCGAGCCAAUAGAUAAUGCAAAUGAUUUGAAGAAACUUGGGGCCUAUGUGGUUAUACAAGAGCUUAAUCACGGUGACCCAGAUAUUAGGAGACUUGCUGCAUGGAUUAUUGGGAAAGCCAGUCAGAAUAAUGCGGUUGUUCAGAAGCAGGUCCUGGAACUUGGGGCACUAGCAAAGCUAAUGAAGAUGGUAAAAUCUAGUUCGACAGAAGAAUCCAUCAAAGCAUUAUAUGCUGUUUCAGCACUGAUCCGAAACAAUCCAGCUGGCCAGGAAUUGUUCUAUGCAGAAGCUGGAUAUAUGACGCUUCAGGACAUUCUGAGCAAUUCAAGCAUUGAUAUCAGACUGCGCAGGAAAGCUGUCUUUCUUGUGGGUGAUCUGACAGAGUGUCAGUUAGAAAAUGUGGAUAAAGCUGAGCUUCCGUUUUUCAGCAAUCAGAUUUUCUUGAAGUCUGUAGUUGACCUAAUGGCAUCAGAUGAUCUUGAUCUACAGGAGAAGGCACUUGUUGCAAUUAAGAAUCUUCUGCAGCUCAGGGCGGCCGAACCACUAGUUUUCAAGGACUUUUGUGGUUUAGGUGGUGCAUUAGAGAGAAUGCGUCUGCAACUCCAAGAGUUAAUGGCAGAGGAAGAUGUCAAGGAUUAUGCAAUGGACGUGGAGAGCCUCCGGAGUGAAGUGGAGCAGAUUUUCCAUUCAAAGUUGGGAAAGGAAACACAGGUUCCAACAUAAUGAUACAUUCGUCUUGCACCAACAUAUGCUGGACUAGGCAUCUGGCUACUAUGCUCAUAAUGCAUACCUUGCUGGAUAACAGACUUAUGCGCCUUUUUUUUUGGUUGUGGGGUUCUUUGUAGACUGACAUGUGAAUCUAUAUGUUUAAUGGAUAGGACUAGGAGAGAGAGAGCUCAAGAAAAGGACUGAUUAUUUUAUGAAUUGUAUUUUUCUUUUAAUCUAUUUAUAUGAUAUAGAGGAAGUCUUGAUC